CCAGUAGUCGAGCCGAAAAACUGUCAAUCGAGUGAACAGGAUGGGGAAGGUCUGAGCGCAGCAAAAACACGUAAAGAUGUAACGAGAAGUUGUAAAAACAACUCUAAAAGUUAUCCAUGCCAUGUUUGGAGUUUACCACGGCAUGUGUUAAUAACCCAGAGAAAAGCAGCAGUUUGGGGCAGUGUGUAUUUUUCCCUGCGAUAAGAGUAACUAGACAUCGUCGGAAGAUGUCAGCUCCCAGUAACUCCCUUCAGCAGCCGAGGGUGAGGCGCAGCAAUGCAGGCUCUCCGGGCUCGUUCAGCCAGAGCAGCAGCAGCAGCCGCCUCCAUCCCAUCCGCGCAACCGUGCCCUACCAGCUCCUGCGUGGGGGUCCGAGCAGUCCCACACGGCCGCAAACCCUGCACGGAGGGGCAACGGCCAGCCGGGUCUCAAGCCCCCCAUCCAGUCCUCCGCUCAGUUCAGGAAGUACCAACGCAAAGCAAAUAAUAUCCCCUGAAAAUAAGGAGGCUUCAUGUCCCCCAGACUCUCCAGUUUCCAAAGCAGAAAGAUCCAAACUUCAAGUGCGGAGUUCUAGUGCCAUACGAAGAGCGUCUUCCUUGGACGCCAUCACAGGACCUUACCUCACUGGCCAGUGGCCUCGGGACUCUCACACACCCUACCCUUCCUGUAUGAAAGACAAAGCCACCCAGACUCCAGGUCUCUGGACUGAUGAGGCAGCUGAACUGGGAAGUCCUCACCAGCGGUCCGCCUCUUGGGGGAGCGCAGAUCAUCUGAAAGAGCAGAUUGCUAAACUGAGACUGCAGCUGCAGCGCGGCAAACAGGUCACCCGGCAGAGCAAAGACAGGGAGCAGAGCUCGCUGCAGCUGCCGCAACCGGCACAGCACAGUGCUGCAUGCCAAUCACAGUACAAGGGAACUUCAUCAACUCUAACGUCAACCCCGGUGCACAAGUCGCUCAUAUGCAGAGUGCCGAGCAGCGUGGAGGGGAUCAACCAUGAGCUGGAAAACGUAUUCAUAAGAGACGACUGGGAGCCUGGCUUGCAGGCCAUGGAGGCGGUGGAUGGCCGCCGCCCCCCCUUUCCCCCGCACCGCUAUAGCAGCAGUAACGGUGAUACACGUGACACAGACACCCAGGCCCCGUCAAGUGGUGAAUCAAGCCCAUCUCCCCUACCCUGCAGCUCUGACCUCCUUCACUCCCCUGAUGGAAGUCCCUGCUCCACUGAGGAAACGGAUAAAGACAACGGAUGCAGUUCUCCUCUCCCCAAAUUCGCCACGUCGCCCAAACCAAACAACAGCUACAUGUUUAAACGGGAACCACCAGAGGGAUGUGAGCGGGUCAAAGUGUUUGAUGAACUGGUCUCUGGCAAAUCAAAAGGCUUCCCUCUGUUCUCAUGUCCCGACAAAAACAAGGUGAACUUCAUUCCCAGGGGCUCUGCCUUCUGCCCCGUCAAACUCCUCUGCUCCUCGCUGUUCUCCCCCAUCAGCCCCAGUUUUCAUGUCAGCAGCGGCCACGCAACUCAGGUGACCCCGUCUCAGCCCACGGGGCCAGGAGCAUUUUUGUCCUCCCCAGAAAGGAGCGUUGACCUGAGUGUUAGCCUGAGGUCAAGUGUAGGCACAGGCGGCCAGAGCGCUGACGCAGGAGACGGCUCAGCACAUGUUGUCCUCACCAGCUGGUCCUCAGGUAUUCAUGACCAAACCACAUACAAAUAAAACAUUGCAACUAGCCUGGUAGUUUGGAAUGGGGAAAAAAAAGGAAGAAAAAAAAAAAACAACACAAAAAAAAUCACACUGAUAAUCCUAACCUUAGCCAGUAGGGGGUG
Messenger RNA from Cyprinodon tularosa, 1819 nucleotides. RefSeq names its product glucocorticoid-induced transcript 1 protein. NCBI's taxonomy places the organism in Eukaryota, Metazoa, Chordata, Actinopteri, Cyprinodontiformes, Cyprinodontidae. Bases 117 to 1709 code for a protein of 530 amino acids. The record is from RefSeq and is a predicted model, not a curated record. The transcript is spliced from 9 exons. Gene Ontology annotation, biological process: podocyte development. Gene Ontology annotation, cellular component: cytoplasm.